AUGUGCAAACACGUUCUCAACGCCCAGGUGGCGAUCCGCUCGCCUUGCUGUCGUAAGUGGUUCGACUGUGCCGAGUGCCACCAAGAAAACGAAAGCCAUCCUCUACAGCAGGCGUACGAAAUGAUCUUUGCCUGCAAGAAGUGCAAGAAGUGCUUCCGCAAGGACGCUCAGGAGUUCGAUGAGAGCGACGAAUACUGCCCCCAUUGCGAUAACCACUUUGUCAUUGAGGCCAAAACACCAAAGGCCGCCAUCACCAUCGAAAGUGAGGACGUACGCAUGGACAACAGAAUGCUAAAGGAUGAUCGCCAAAAACAAAAGUUCCUUCGAUCGCUCUUCGACCCGGAUGAGGACGCAGACAGACUGGGUUAA
This is a messenger RNA of [Torrubiella] hemipterigena, 369 nucleotides long. NCBI's taxonomy places the organism in Eukaryota, Fungi, Ascomycota, Sordariomycetes, Hypocreales, Clavicipitaceae. The record is from the annotation of a GenBank genome assembly.